This is a messenger RNA of Ziziphus jujuba (common jujube), 2378 nucleotides long. Its product is annotated as protein NRT1/ PTR FAMILY 4.6. Lineage: Eukaryota; Viridiplantae; Streptophyta; Magnoliopsida; Rosales; Rhamnaceae. The transcript is spliced from 5 exons. The coding region runs from base 376 to 2124 and encodes 582 amino acids. Gene Ontology annotation, biological process: transmembrane transport. Gene Ontology annotation, molecular function: transmembrane transporter activity. Gene Ontology annotation, cellular component: membrane. The record is from RefSeq and is a predicted model, not a curated record.
UUAUUAUAUAAGAAGCAGAGGAGCUCUGGCAAGAAAGAUAAAUAUACCAAAUUAACCAGCUGUUUUUUUUCAAGUUUUUGUCUUUCAGAUUGAUAUGUAGAAACUGUCAACAGCAGGCAUGUAAUGUUGAAAAGACCUGGAAGAUUGAAUAGUCAUUUUCAUGCGGGUCUAGACCUUUCUUUAUGAUUUUGGACCACCCUUUUAUGGGUCUAUAAAUACAUGCCUCAUUUAUAUCACUACUCAAUUUGUGAUUUAUAAAUAUGCUUCGUCAUCGAUCGACUUUCUAAAGCCAGUGCUUCAGCAAACCAAAGAAAUUCCUCUCUACUUUCCCACCUCAAAGAGAUAAGCUUUCAAUCACUGACAUCAUUCUGAAAAAUGGAUGAAGCACAUGCACAAACAUGGGAUGGCUAUGUAGAUUGGAGGAAUAGACCAGCUCUAAAAGGCCACCACGGAGGCAUGCUUGCUGCCUCCUUUGUCUUAGCUGUGGAGAUAUUGGAGAACCUAGCGUUUCUGGCAAAUGCAAGCAACCUUGUGCUAUACCUGUCCAAGUUCAUGCAUUACUCUCCAUCCAGCUCUGCAAUCAUGGUCACCAAUUUCAUGGGAACAGCCUUCCUCUUGGCUCUCCUUGGUGGGUUUUUGGCUGACGCUUUCUUCACCACUUAUUUCAUCUAUUUGAUAAGUGCUUCAAUCGAGUUUACGGGUCUUCUAAUUCUCACAAUCCAAGCACAAAAGCCAGAACUGAGACCAUCAACCAAUUGCAGUUUGGUGAGCAACAACAAGAAUAGUCCAAAUUGCCAGGAAGUUAAUGGUUGGAAAGAAGUGAUGCUUUUUGCAGGGCUCUAUUUAGUAGCACUAGGAGUUGGAGGGAUAAAAGGGUCACUUCCUCCUCAUGGUGCCGAACAAUUUGAUGAGACCACUUCACAUGGAAGAAAGCAGAGAUCAACUUUCUUCAACUACUUUGUAUUCUGCCUAUCCUGUGGAGCUCUAAUUGCAGUCACUUUUGUGGUUUGGGUUGAAGACAAUAAAGGUUGGCAAUGGGGUUUUGGUAUUUCCACUGCAACAAUACUCAUCUCCAUCCCUCUUUUCCUCCUUGGUUCUCCAAUUUACCGGACCAAAAUCCCCACGGGAAGCCCCAUCACAACCAUUUUCAAGGUUAUAGCUGCAUCAAUUUACAAUGCCUGCAAGUACAGAAAUUCAAGCAAUGCCAUCAUGAACAUGAACAACAACAUGAACACAAGGGAUUGCGAAAGCCAAAACAGCAAUUCCACCCAAAACAUGUCAAAUUCAAAUGAUCAAACCUUCAAGACCAUUGACAAAACACUCACAAACAAGCCAGAAGAGCAUCAAAGACUACAUUGCACAGAGAAGCAGAUACAAGAUGCCAAAACAGUCCUUAAGAUUCUCCCAAUCUUCAUGUCCACCAUAAUGCUCAACUGCUGUCUAGCUCAGCUCUCAACCUUCUCAGUCCAACAAGCAUCAACAAUGAACACCAAGAUCGGCUCUUUCAAAGUCCCCCCGGCUUCUCUCCCCGUCUUCCCCGUCCUCUUCGUCAUGAUCCUAGCUCCGGUCUACAACCACGUCGUCGUUCCGUUCGCCAGAAAAGUCACGAAAACCGAGAUGGGGAUAUCUCAUUUGCAGCGGAUAGGGACGGGGCUAGUCAUGUCCAUAGGCGCCAUGGCGGUGGCUGCAAUGGUGGAGAUGAAGAGGAAGAGAGUGGCGGUGGAAUCUGGACUAGUAGAUUCCGGCGAGCCUCUGCCGAUAACGUUCCUUUGGGUGGCUCUGCAGUACCUGUUUCUUGGAUCUGCUGACCUUUUCACAUUGGCUGGGAUGAUGGAGUUUUUCUUCACUGAAGCUCCUUUGAGUAUGAGGUCUUUGGCCACGGCUUUGUCGUGGACUUCGUUGGCUAUGGGAUACUAUCUCAGCUCGGUGCUCGUUUCGAUUGUCAAUGGUGUCACCGGAGCUUAUAGUAGGACUCCAUGGUUGUUUGGGAGGAACUUGAACCAUUAUCACCUUGAGAGGUUUUACUGGUUGAUGUGCAUUUUGAGUGGUUUGAAUUUUUUGCACUAUCUCUGUUGGGCUACUCGCUACAAGUAUAAAGGAAGUACUACUAGGUCUCAAUAUUGAUACUUGGUUAGAAAAUUUUCAAUUAAUCUUAGCAAAGCAUUCAUAUAAUGCUAUAAUUUGUGUCAUGUGAUUAAAUGUUUUAAGUAUAUAGUAAGUCCUCUAGAGAGGAAUAGAGAACGGUAUGUCUCUUUGAGUAGUCAAUGUGAUUGACUCUUAUAUAUUGGUUGUAGAAUCAGAAAAGUAGGGUAUUUCUUUCUGGAUUUAUUAUUAUCAAUAUUAUAUUAUUAAAUCAUUUUUGCUGUGUUGGUUAAUAA